This is a messenger RNA of Aspergillus thermomutatus, 2598 nucleotides long. RefSeq names its product putative spindle pole body component. Gene Ontology annotation, molecular function: microtubule plus end polymerase activity; microtubule plus-end binding. Gene Ontology annotation, biological process: establishment or maintenance of microtubule cytoskeleton polarity; mitotic spindle organization; microtubule polymerization. Gene Ontology annotation, cellular component: spindle pole body; spindle pole; kinetochore. The transcript is spliced from 3 exons. The coding region runs from base 1 to 2598 and encodes 865 amino acids. NCBI's taxonomy places the organism in Eukaryota, Fungi, Ascomycota, Eurotiomycetes, Eurotiales, Aspergillaceae. The record is from RefSeq and is a predicted model, not a curated record.
AUGAGUCGGAUCCAGUUUUCGUACCAUUUCUACAAGAUCCAGGUCUCUGGAAAGGGGCAGUGUCAGAUUCCAAUGUUGCUGCUCAACAAGAAGGUCUUGCGUCAUAUUGCUCUUUUCUCAAAUAUGGGGGUGUUCAGGCUUGUACAAGGUCCUAUUGUGGAAAAAGGACUUCCCUCAACAAGACCAGCGGCCAAAACAAAUGCGCUGGAAGCUCUUCUACUCUGUGUCGAAUUAGACAAGGCAGAUCCGGUUAUUGAGGAAAUAGUCCCUAUCUUGUCGCACAAAGUACCCAAGGUGAUUGCAGCGGCAUUAAGCGGACUGAAAGCCAUUUAUCACAACUUCGGCUGCAAGAUUGUCGAUCCUAAACCAGUCCUAAAGGCCUUACCCAAGGUAUUCGGGCACGCAGAUAAAAAUGUUCGUGCGGAAGCGCAGAAUCUCACAGUCGAACUGUAUCGAUGGUUGAAAGAGGCUAUCAAACCGCUGUUCUGGGGAGAGCUUAAACCUGUCCAGCAACAGGAUCUGGAAAAGCUGUUCGAAAACGUCAAGCAAGAACCGGCGCCAAAGCAAGAGAGAUUCACAAAAGCGCAACAGGACGCGAUGGCUGCAGCUAGUGCUGCUCCAGAAGGCGGUGAUGGUGACGGGGAAGCUGGAGAGGUCUACGCAGAUGAAGAUGAUGGCGAGGUAGAUGCAUUCGAUCUUGCUGAGCCAGUCGACGUCUUCUCCAAAAUACCAAAAGACUUUAAUGAGCAGUUGGCAUCAUCGAAGUGGAAAGACAGGAAGGAGGCGCUGGACGCUCUGUAUACUGCACUGAACGUCCCGCGAAUCAAGGAUGGGCCGUUUGACGAUAUUGUCCGAGGUCUUGCAAAAUCCAUGAAAGACGCAAACGUCGCAGUCGUAACUGUCGCCGCCAACUGUAUCGAUCUCCUCGCAAAAGGUCUGCGGGGUGGCUUCGCGAAACACCGAUCCACCAUCAUGCCGCCUAUCAUGGAACGAUUGAAAGAGAAAAAGCAGACCGUCGCAGAGGCUCUGGGGCAAGCUUUGGAUGCGGUCUUUGCAUCGACAAAUCUAUCGGAAUGUCUAGAGGAAAUUCUAGAAUUUCUCAAACACAAGAACCCGCAGGUGAAGCAGGAGACUCUGAAAUUCCUGAUUCGCUGCCUUCGAACCACUAGAGACGUUCCGUCGAAAGCUGAAGUGAAAUCUAUUGCCGAGGCCGCCACAAAAUUGCUGACUGAGUCUACUGAAGUCAACCGUGCAGGAGGAGCUGAGAUUUUGGGUACCUUGAUGAAGAUCAUGGGCGAGCGUGCGAUGACCCCUUACCUGGACGGACUUGAUGAUAUCAGGAAGACAAAGAUCAAGGAAUUUUUCGAGACAGCCGAAGUAAAAGCAAAAGACAGACCGAAGCCUAUCGUUGGGCCGCCAAAGGCCGUUCCUGCCGCCGGUAAAAAGGUUGUUGGAGGGAAGAGGCCGGCUGUGGGAAUGAAGAAGCCUGCACCAGCUGCUGCGGCGCCUCCACCAGAGGAGCCUGCACCGGCCCUUUCUCCUCCAAAGCCUGCUACAAGGUCUAUCCCUUCGAAGUUGGGUGGGGUUCCCAAGCCUGGUGGACUUCCAACUCCAGGCGCUGGACUCAAGCUUCAAAGAAAGCUUGGUGGCCCUGGUGGCCUUGCUUCCCCACAGCGUCGGGUCAUUUCGCCCUCUUCGGAAGAACAGCCUCCAGCGCCAGCUGCACCGAAAUUUGGUCUCGGAAGAGGGCUUGCAGGCCGUCCCAUAGCCAAACCAUCAGCUGCUCCUGAACCAGCUCCAGCUCCAGCUGCACCACCCCAAGUGAGCGGGAUCUCUGCCAUCGAACGGGCUGAACUCGACGAAUUGCGCCUUGAAAGAGAAAGGUUCCUUCGGAUGAUUGAGGACUUGAAGUCUGACAGGACUCGACUCAACUCGCAAGUGACGGAGCUUCAAGAUCAAAAUGCACAACUCAUUGAGGAUCAUACAAGGGACGUUCUAAGUAUCAAAGCCAAGGAAACGCAGUUGGUUCGAGCCAGAAGUGAUGCAGAAGCGGCUGAGCAGACGGUUCAGAAGCAGCAAAGGGAAAUUGAUCGUUUAAAGCGUGAAUUGGCCAGAGCUCUCCGGGCCAGCGCUCAGAGUCCUCCCAACAAUCUUUCAGAUAAUAUGAAUUUGCCAGUACCUGAGACAACGUCGAUAUACCAUGAAACAGGUAUCAACGGCUAUGGUGCAAUGCCCAGAACCAGCAUCCACAUGGGAAGUCGCUUUGAUAGUGCGCGACCUCGGAGCUACGCGUCCGCCAGUCCAAGUGAGGAGAAAGAAAACAACGGUCUGGAGUCACCAGGACCCGGUAGCAGAGAUGGAGGUCUUGGUCGACGGAAACUCAGCCCUUCCUUCGGAACCAACUAUUCCGGGAUGGGCAGUCCAACAAGAUCAUCCAUACCGGGGUCUGGUAGUGCUUCUGGAGAGGAGCAACCGGUGAGGAGCUCAGAACCAGCGGAGAAUUGGAAGAGAGCCGCAGAAGUCACCAGCCAACUCAAGGCGAGGAUUGAACAAAUGAAGGCAAGACAAGGUCUGUCGCGAGGCCCUGCGCAGCGCUAA